UCGGGCCCCGAGCGCACUGCGCGGGAGGGUCAGGAGAGCGAGCUGCCUCCGGCUCGCUAGCUCGGCGCUGUCCCCGAAGGGGUCUCUGCUCCCGGGGAGUCGGGGGAAGGCAGGAUCCUCACGUGGACUCGGAGGUCACCGCACUCUGCUUUUGCUCUAAGUGGGCACCAUGGCCUCUGGUCCGGCUGGGGAACCGAGGUGGCCGCAGCUAUCCUGUGGCUGAAAGCCCAGGUGGAUGCAGAAAGACAAGGAAAUGACAGAUCUAAAGGGUGGGGCAUACCUCCGGGCUUAAAAUAGGCAAACAACGCAGAACUGGAGGUCGGGUUUCCAGAGCCCACCCAGCCUAAAAACCCUCAGCAGUCGCGGGUGAGGGAUAGAGGGAGGGGGUCGACAACCGCGGAGCGCUGCUUGGGUCGCUUUUUAACCCUGGGACUCUUCAAGAGGUGGACUCCAUGGGGCGGCUACUGCCUGCGGAUUAUAGGGCGCUCUUUGCGCAAAUUACAUUUAUUAAGCAGCUGCUGAUGUAUCGGGUGCUACGCAAGGCACGGUGCAUGCAAAGAUGAAGCAGGAAGAGUCUCAGCCCUCCUGCCGAUGGUCUUUUGAGAGCAGGCUAUCUGGUACCGUCCCCUCCUCUUGAGAAAUGGGGGAACCUAAAGCUGGGAGAGGGUUAGGGCAUCUCUGAGGUCACAGAGUGGGUGGCAGAGUUGGGGGAGUAGACCCACUUUCUGCAGUGCUCGUCCCUCACCCGUGCCCCCACGUUGAAGGGAGCGCUGGAUCCCAGGGUUUAGGUUUUGGUGAGGCCAGGUCUAGAAAUAGCAGUGAUUUACGCGGAGAGAUCUGAUUCCACCUUGGUGACUCUGGGCUGCCUGCCUGGAAGUCCUCUCGGAUAUUUUUGCCCUUUGGGGUGGUGUCAAGACCAGACGUGGUGCUUCAGGGUGCAACCUGUGAUAAUCUUUCCAGUGAAUGCAGUGCAGGGUUGGAUUAGCAGGGCGAAGGCCCCCUCCCCGACACUGGGAAUGGAGGAUUCCACCAAGUAUCUAUUAACUUUAGGGCUCCAGGCCUCUGCAGCUAUUUUUGCACUUCCUGUACUGACAAAAUUUCCUCAUAUCGGGCCUCACGCCUUUGCAACAUGGAUCACGGCAGAAACCACACGAGGCGCCUCCCUCCCUGUUGGUUAACAGCUCCUUGGGUCUAGUAUUCCGAUUUAAAGUCUGGCUCUGCCCGCGGCCAGGGAGGCUGCCAGUAGGGGCACUAGUUAAGUCUAAAGUCCACCUCGGGGCUCUCUGCCUCGUGGCUCUCUCCCUUGUACCCUAAGAGCAGGACAGUUCCCAAUUAUUUCCGCUCUUGGGCGGGGCUUUCCAGACUGGCGCCUCUGCGCCAGCACCCAGCUCUCGAAAGCCGCGGUCUGUAGGCUCUACUCUUGUCCCCGCCCAGCGCUCGAAAUGAGCAUGCGCGCAAGUGUCGCGCCGGGCUGGGUGGGGGAGGGGCGGAAAACCCGAGGGUUCCCAGCCAACAGAGCUGUUGGUCUGAUAUCCGCCCCAUCUUCUGGGGCUGGAGGAAGGAGUGAGUGCGCAUGAGCAGAGAUUCCUUUUGCUUCUAAAUCCAAUAUGGCAACUCUCAAGGAUCAACUGAUUCAGAAUCUUCUUAAGGAAGACCAUACCCCCCAGAAUAAGAUUACAGUUGUUGGGGUUGGUGCUGUUGGCAUGGCUUGUGCCAUCAGUAUCUUAAUGAAGGACUUGGCAGAUGAACUUGCUCUUGUUGAUGUCAUGGAAGACAAAUUGAAGGGAGAGAUGAUGGAUCUCCAGCAUGGCAGCCUAUUCCUUAGAACACCAAAAAUUGUCUCUGGCAAAGACUAUAAUGUGACUGCAAACUCCAAGCUGGUUAUUAUCACAGCUGGGGCACGUCAGCAAGAGGGAGAGAGCCGUCUUAAUUUGGUCCAGCGUAAUGUGAACAUCUUUAAGUUCAUCAUUCCUAAUGUUGUAAAAUACAGCCCAAACUGCAAGUUGCUUGUUGUUUCCAAUCCAGUGGAUAUCUUGACCUAUGUGGCUUGGAAGAUAAGUGGCUUUCCCAAAAACCGUGUUAUUGGAAGUGGUUGCAAUCUGGAUUCAGCCCGGUUCCGUUACCUAAUGGGGGAAAGGCUGGGAGUUCACGCAUUAAGCUGUCAUGGGUGGGUCCUUGGAGAGCAUGGAGACUCCAGUGUGCCUGUAUGGAGUGGAGUAAAUGUUGCUGGUGUCUCCCUGAAGAAUCUGCACCCUGACUUAGGCACUGAUGCAGAUAAGGAAAAGUGGAAAGAGGUUCACAAACAGGUGGUUGACAGUGCCUAUGAGGUGAUCAAACUGAAAGGCUACACUUCCUGGGCCAUUGGACUGUCUGUGGCAGAUUUGGCAGAAAGCAUAAUGAAGAAUCUUAGGCGGGUGCAUCCAAUUUCCACCAUGAUUAAGGGUCUCUAUGGAAUAAAAGAUGAUGUCUUCCUCAGUGUUCCUUGCAUCUUGGGACAGAAUGGAAUCUCAGAUGUUGUGAAGGUGACCCUGACUCCUGAGGAAGAGGCCCGUUUGAAGAAGAGUGCAGAUACGCUCUGGGGGAUCCAAAAAGAGCUGCAGUUUUAACGUUUUCUAAUGGUGUACCACUUCACUGUCUAGACUACAACAGGAUUUUUAGUUGGAGGUUGUGUAUAUUGUCCUUAUUAUCUGAUCUCUUAUUCAAGUAAUAAUAUUAAAAAUGGCCUAGGAAAAACAUCAGUUUCCUAA
This is a messenger RNA of Panthera uncia (snow leopard), 2747 nucleotides long. RefSeq names its product L-lactate dehydrogenase A chain. The coding region runs from base 1608 to 2606 and encodes 332 amino acids. Gene Ontology annotation, cellular component: cytoplasm. Gene Ontology annotation, biological process: carboxylic acid metabolic process. The record is from RefSeq and is a predicted model, not a curated record. The transcript is spliced from 8 exons. Lineage: Eukaryota; Metazoa; Chordata; Mammalia; Carnivora; Felidae. Gene Ontology annotation, molecular function: L-lactate dehydrogenase (NAD+) activity.